AUGAUUGUUAAUGAUCUCAUAAAAUCAUGCUUAUUCUUUUUCUUCACCCAUGAACAGAUCGCCUACUGGGACUGGCUAUGCACUGUUCACUUUGCCGUCUUUUAUCCAAUCAUUGUGGACGAUUUAGUCCUUUUUGAUGCAAGCCGGUCUAUCUUACCACCAGGUUCACCAAAAAGUGCGUCCGGAUUUAUCACCAGUCGACUAGCUCCUGAAAAACAAAAAAUGGUCACCAGUGGAGUCGGUAAUCGUCUGCCAGUUUCCUUGCCGCUUUUUAAUGACAAAGAUAAUGUCAACAGUGCUAGCACUCCUGCUAGUUCUAGUAUAAAAAGGUUGCGAAGAUCACCGCCAUCUAGAGAUUCGCACGAAGAAGAACUGUGCAUUCAGGUGGGCUCUCUGGCCACACUUCCAGCUUUCAGUUCCACUUUAGAUCCGGGUUCUCCUACUUCAUUGAGUUAUCUUUCAACCUGGACCCAGCUUCUAACUUCCGUUCUUUUUGGUAAGCAUCCUCCGUCCCAUCUACCCAGAGUCGUAACGAGCAAUUUAUCGUCUUCGAAUCUGUCUGAUCAAACAAAAUCUCUAUGCAGACCGAGUGUGUCGACAAUACCUCCAUCUUCGGCUUCGCUACCGGUAUUGGAAGCAAAGACAACAACAGCAGAACGUUCAUUACUAUUAUCGGACUUUCUUAUUUCUGCUCCUUCGCGAAAGCAACUGGAUUUAGAGACAUUAUCUAGCCCCACAGACCCUGCCCGAGAUGUUUUAGUACAUCAACAAACACUUGGUCGUCCCACUGUUCCUUCAAAGGUAAACGAGGAUGACGACUGCGCAGGUGAUGGCUAUUAUGACAAGUAUUCAAAUGAUUCUACUGCCAAUUUUGCUAGUGAGCAUAAAAAUGGCACCGAAGUUGCAGGGCCUGUAGGCAAUGCUGCUGAUCGCCUUCUUAUUCACAAGAAGUACGGACUAAAACAGUUACAUUCAGACAUCUUGACAAAAGCACAUUACCAGUAUGCUGGAUCAGCUCUGGCCCGGAAGCGCCUAAAUAACCGGGCUCAUAAGAAGCAUACUUUCUCCAAUCCAAACUUUGCUCGGCAGGACCUGUCGAUGUCUACAUUUCAAGCCUCGCUCGGAAGCCCCAAUCAUUCGAUCCCUACUCAUUUAUUACCUAUUAGCAAUUUGACUGGCUACAGGCUAUGGCUGAAACAUCAACUAUUAAGUUCUCAUUCUCGCUGGUUGUGGUGGCGGUGGCACCAACAUCAAAGACAACAUGAUCACUCCGUGCAACGCAGAAUCAAGUCGCCAAAAUGUAAUUGGUUGCCACAGCGUCAACUUGCACGUCAUAGACGUAUUAUCGCGCGCUCUACCAAGCGGACAUCUGCAGGGGUUACAGUCGAUCCCAUUGAUUCGCCCUUAGCCUACAAUCUUCAGCUUGUCCGAGUGCCAGCCUGUUCCAGCUGGUGCACGCGUGUCGAGACCCUGUGUCCAUAUAUAAACCCGUCUGAAACCACCGAGAACGAAAGUCAUUACCACCACAGUUCUCGUUAUUCGGCUUCUGUUCUCAAUCCCUGUGAACAAACCUGCUGUUACUCGGACUUCGACUUUCAUCCGAUUGUUUCACCGAACUCACAUACCACCUCGAUCAACCUUGACGAAUCUUCACUCUCACCUUUAGCUAAAAGCUUUCAGAAGAUGACUAAGAAUGUCGUCCGAGGAGAUUCACUUUCUACAAGAGCCACUAGCUCAAGCUCCAGCAGCAUCAAUAGUUGUGAUGAUAACAAUAAUGACACUGAAAUAGGCAUUAGUGGAUGUGCCAAUAACGCAGCCUGCAAUUCAUUAAUGUUCCGGUGCAUGCGAUCAGCAAGUACAGUUCUUACUUCUAUGUCUCUCUCGACUAAUCAUAGUUUAAGUAACUCGGCUCCAUUGGCCUCGCACAUACCUUUCCCCGCCUCCAGGCCUGAAGCAGCAACAAAACUUGAAAUAAUCGAGUCUGGAAUGCGGCCUACAUCUUCGCCUGAAGUCUUCAUUCUCAACCCGACAUCUCAUCAGUUGGACCUUAUCGGCCCGACUAACUCAGCUGCCUCAAGUCGCCACAAAUUAUGGCGACUUUCCAUUGGGUACUACCCUCCUCUUUGGAUUAGUUGUUUCAUCAUUAUACUAACCAGCAUUGUGUCCACUGAUGUUUGGACGGCUUCUAAGCUUUCAUCCUCUCGGUAUCGACAUCGCCAAAUUCACUGUCGCUGGCCCCGAUGGCUGUCUUUUGGCAACAUCCCGUUGCUAUCAUCAUUGCCUCCACCUAUAUCGUUCUAUGUAAUCUCUGUUACCAAGCCUCAGGCUCCAUCCACCACUUUCCCCUUUUUUCCAUGUUUUUCUCAACUAGUUCGUCCGUUGCGUCCAGCAGGCGAAGUAGUUACCGAAUUGCCAUUGAAGAUCAGCUACACAAACUUCAUUAGCCAGUUUGUGCCUGGGUGGCUGGGUUCUUUUGCUUCUGAGAUCUCAGGACGCCUCAUCUUUAUUCCUACCGUAUUGGAUCAAGUUGAAUCUGACAAACAAGCUUUUCCAUUACAUUGCAAAUCAGGGUUGCUUGAUUUGCAAAUUGAGUUCAUAGUUCACGAGCAGAUAAAUUAG
Molecule: messenger RNA, 2619 nt
Organism: Protopolystoma xenopodis
Lineage: Eukaryota; Metazoa; Platyhelminthes; Monogenea; Polystomatidea; Polystomatidae
Source: the annotation of a GenBank genome assembly